This is a messenger RNA of Arctia plantaginis, 237 nucleotides long. Lineage: Eukaryota; Metazoa; Arthropoda; Insecta; Lepidoptera; Erebidae. The record is from the annotation of a GenBank genome assembly.
AUGGAUGUAGUGUUAUGGGGUGCUUGUGCAAGUACGCUAGUGAAUAUGCAGUUAUUGUUAUUAAGAAAGGAAAAAAAGCGCCGUUGGUGGACACAUCCUAUUCCACUACGUCGUGCAUUUGACAGCGCGCUCGCUGCGAGCGCCGCUAGUAGCGACGAUACCGCGGCGAUACGACGACGUUACGCGCGCACAUUGCCACUCGUCGCAUCGCCGGUGUGCGUUACCCCAUCAAAAUAA